GUGCUUGUUGCUGAGCAGUGAGGUCUGGUUAGCUUCUGGCAACAUGAUUCAGUAGACUUUUAAGUUAACUAGCUUAGAUGUUUAAACAGUUCGAGUAUUUGCAGAUGAACUAAUGUUUUCUUCUUCCUGGAGACCUUCAAAUAAUUUAAGCCCAUCUUAAAGGUGGAAAUUAAAUACUUAGAAAAUGCUCAGUUUGCCUGUAUUUAGAAGCAGUUCAGAGUAGAUACUUGGGGAUUGUCCUCAUCAGCUUAACUACUUUCUGCACAAUGUUGUUCAGCAAAGUGCUUCAAGUUUAAGGUAAGAUCCCUUUACAUCAGAUUAGUAGUUAGGUUGUUGUGAUGUGGCAGGUGUGUUAGUAGACACAUGGAUCAUGGAUCCAGAAGUGUUCAUUCUCUAUGUAGAUUGAUAGAGGUGGUUUAGUAAGGGAACUAUGAAUUUAUUGCAAGUCAGUAGUAGAAGUGAGCGUUCUGUGUUCUCAGCAUCAGAAAUAGAAAGUUUUGACAUUGUUUUGGGCCUAAAGUAUUUGAAUGUUUUUAUGCUGAAGAGCUGAUAAAAUUGCAUGUUCAUAGCAAAAUGUUAAUUACAUAUUUUUAAGUACUGUUAAUAUUCAUAAUGUGAUAACGAAUAACAAAUCCUUUCAUGGUUUAGCAUAAUAUGUAUUCAAAUCUGACUAUUAGUUAUGUUUCAAGUCCUGUUCUGCCAGAAUUCUUGAAUCAAGUCUGUUUUUUAUUGUUUUGAUCUAAAUUGGUGAGAAUUGAAUGCUAUCUGUCAACGUUAAAUAUGAACAUGAUUUCGUAUCUUCUAGGAAAGUGCUUUAUGCCCUUUUUGUAAGCUUGGGAAUGUAUCCACGGAAAGGAUUUUUCAUAGACGGAAUUACCAGAAGUGAAUCAAACUACUAUUAGAGCAUAAGAGUGCAUGACUGUACUGUGUAGAUGAGCUGUCUGUUGAAAGUUAGAUUGUAUGUUUGUCAGUUAUAUGACUAAAGCUAUGUUUGAAUCUGUUUAUGUUUAAAUGUAAGUUUUUUAACUUGAAGUUCCGCUAAUUUAAAACAUUUAAAUAUAUAAGAUGAGGUAAAAAGUGUCUUGAAUUUUAGAACUGUUUUGUUUAAUGCUUAAUUGUAUUUUUUGUAUAUUUUCCACAUUAACUUGCAUAGAUAUUAUUCUUAAUGAAUUCUUAAUGCAGCCCGUGUUCAAGCUGUUUAUGCCAUGGGGUGUGUUAAGAAUUGAGUUGCUAUAUUUUGUAAUAAUGGAACUUCAUAUUACUGCAAUGCAUAUUUUAAAAAUACUUGUUGAAAGUAUACCAUUCGCCUAAAGUUAAAUUCUGGUUUAUUUAAAGCUAUAAGAAGAAUCAUUUCUGGGCUUGUGAUGUUAAUAUUGCCCCCCUACUGGGGUUAUUUGUCCUUGGGUUGAAGGGUUGGAAAUCGUGCCAAAUGGGAUAACAUUGCCGGUGGACUUCCAGGGGAGGAGUACGGGGGAGGCCUUCGUGCAGUUUGCUUCACAGGAAAUAGCUGAAAAGGCUCUAAAGAAACACAAGGAAAGAAUAGGGCACAGGUAUAUUGAAAUCUUUAAGAGCAGCCGAGCUGAAGUUAGAACUCACUAUGACCCACCACGAAAGCUAAUGGCCAUGCAGCGGCCAGGUCCCUAUGACAGACCUGGGGCUGGCAGGGGAUAUAACAGCAUUGGCAGAGGAGCUGGCUUUGAAAGGAUGCGGCGUGGUGCUUAUGGUGGAGGUUAUGGAGGCUAUGAUGAUUAUAAUGGCUAUAAUGAUGGCUAUGGAUUUGGGUCAGAUAGAUUUGGAAGAGACCUCAAUUACUGUUUUUCAGGAAUGUCUGAUCACAGAUAUGGAGAUGGUGGUUCUACUUUCCAGAGCACCACAGGUCACUGUGUACACAUGAGGGGACUACCUUACAGAGCAACCGAGAAUGACAUUUAUAACUUUUUUUCACCACUCAACCCUGUGAGAGUACAUAUUGAAAUUGGUCCUGAUGGUAGAGUAACUGGUGAAGCAGAUGUUGAGUUUGCAACUCAUGAAGAUGCGGUGGCAGCUAUGUCAAAAGACAAAGCCAAUAUGCAACACAGAUAUGUAGAACUCUUCUUGAAUUCUACAGCAGGAGCAAGCGGUGGUGCUUACGAACACAGAUAUGUAGAACUCUUCUUGAAUUCUACAGCAGGAGCAAGCGGUGGUGCUUAUGGUAGCCAAAUGAUGGGAGGCAUGGGCUUGUCAAACCAAUCCAGUUAUGGUGGCCCAGCCAGCCAGCAGCUGAGUGGUGGUUAUGGAGGUGGCUAUGGCGGCCAGAGCAGCAUGAGCGGAUAUGGUAGCCAAGGAACAGUGAACAGCAGCUACUACAGUAGCGGAAGCCGUGCAUCUAUGGGCGUGAACGGAAUGGGCGGGAUGUCUAGCAUGUCCAGUAUGAGUGGUGGAUGGGGAAUGUAAUUGAUCCUGAUCACUGACUCUUGGUCAACAUUUUUUAAAGAAAAAAAAUGAAAGUUUAACAGUCUCGCAGUACAAGCUUGUGAUUUAUGCUUGCUUUAAAUGGAAAUCAGGAUUGUUUUAAAAGAUUUAAGGUUCGGUAUUAAACAGACAACCUGACAGACAACCUAGGAUGUAACAACAACAUUGAGUAAACUAUAACUGUUAAAACAAUUUUCAGCUUUUCUCAAGUUAGUUAUAUUGUAGGAUGUACUUAAGCAGUAAGUGUAUUUAGGUUAAAGCAGUUGAAUUAUGUUGAGUGUUGCUCUUAUACUACAUCACAUUGAACACUGUUUGGAUGCAUGUUGAAAGACAUGCUUUUUGUAAAACUCAAUAUAUAGGAGCUGUGUCCAAUUAAAGGUGAAACAUUUGGCAUGUUUGUUAAUCCUAGUUUCAUUUACUCUAAGGCACGUAAGUUUAAGCUUUUUAAGUUAAUGGGGGAAAUUUGAGAUGCAAUACCAAUACUUAGGAUUUUGGUCUUGGUGUUUGUAUUAAAUUCUGAGGCCUUGAUUUAAAUCUUCAUUGUAUUGUGACUUCCUUUAGGUGUAUUGCGCUAAGUGAAACUUGUCAAAUAAAUCUUCCUUUUAAAAACUG
Molecule: messenger RNA, 3063 nt
Organism: Erinaceus europaeus (western European hedgehog)
Lineage: Eukaryota; Metazoa; Chordata; Mammalia; Eulipotyphla; Erinaceidae
Gene: HNRNPH1
Product: heterogeneous nuclear ribonucleoprotein H1
Exons: 9
Coding region: 1618-2433 (271 amino acids)
Biological process (GO): regulation of RNA splicing
Cellular component (GO): ribonucleoprotein complex; nucleoplasm
Molecular function (GO): RNA binding
Source: RefSeq, a predicted model, not a curated record